UCAGAGAGCCACUGCCCACAACAAUAAAAACGCCACAUAUGCCAUUACCUAUAUCUCUGAUAAGACCAGACACUAUGUAAUUUGGGUUGGCUAUAGUGGAGACAACAUUCUCCUUACCUUAUCUGGGCCAUGCAGACAGGUGGAUCCAGCAAGUACCUGGCCACAGGUCCUGAGAUUGCCCCUACUGUGAAAACUGGAGAGAAAAUGGGCUUCAUACUGGAUGCCAAGACUACUGGGAAGGGGAAAGUGUCCUGCAUGAUUCUGAAUGUCACAGAGGCUGAGGCUGAUGUCAUCGGAAAUGAAGAUGGCACCUAUGACAUUUUCUACACUGCUGCCAAGCCAGGCACCUAUGGGAUCCACGUGCUCUUUUGUGGUGUUGAUAUUCCCAACAGCCUCUUCACAGUCAUGGCCACUGAUAGAGAAGUCAUAGCCAUGGAGCAGGCCCAAGUAAAUGCAUGUCCUUUAGGUACUAUGACUGAAGAGGCCUAUGUUCCAGUCAGGAAUGGCCUAGGCUUUAAUCCCUUUGACUGCGUGAUUUCUAUAGGGAAAGGGGGCUGGCUAAAGAAACCCACCCUGACCCUGGAGCCCAGAACUAGGGCAAGAUGGCUCAGAUAAGGCCAGUGAAAGAAACACAGUUUGGCUCAAAUCAGAGCCAUCUCAGCCCCUGGCCAACUGACUUGUGAGUCCAACCAAUCACAAAGCAGGACAGCAGAAUCCUGGCCCUAGGGCCCAGGGUCAGGGAAAGAAACACAGCCUGCAUUUGGGACCUGA
Messenger RNA from Peromyscus californicus insignis, 771 nucleotides. RefSeq names its product filamin-B-like. The record is from RefSeq and is a predicted model, not a curated record. Gene Ontology annotation, molecular function: protein binding. NCBI's taxonomy places the organism in Eukaryota, Metazoa, Chordata, Mammalia, Rodentia, Cricetidae.